Molecule: messenger RNA, 871 nt
Organism: Suillus subaureus
Lineage: Eukaryota; Fungi; Basidiomycota; Agaricomycetes; Boletales; Suillaceae
Exons: 4
Coding region: 57-695 (212 amino acids)
Biological process (GO): regulation of DNA-templated transcription
Molecular function (GO): zinc ion binding; DNA-binding transcription factor activity, RNA polymerase II-specific
Source: RefSeq, a predicted model, not a curated record
UACUUAUAUUCCCGCUUUACCGAACAGCGUCGGAACUUCACCGCUCCGCUACACCCAUGUCGGCUCUUAGUGAGGCAUCUACACCGGCGCAUGACGCGGCGUCGGCCAUGGACGCGCAACAACUCCAUCAACUCCACCAACAUGCUGCCGACGCCCAACAACAGCAGCAACAACAACAACAUACUUCCAAUGGCCCAUCACCAGUCAACGAUUCCACAGCAACUCGUAAAGCAAAAGCCCCUUCAGUAAGGCGAGCAUGUACUGCAUGUCAUACCGGUAAAACUCGUUGUAGCGAGGUAUUACCGUGCCAGAGCUGCUUAAAACGAGGUAUCGGCGCAACAUGCGCAUAUCCAGAUCCUGAAAGCGACCAAAAUCAGUCGCAUCAAACUCCCGGUGUGUCUACAUUUGCUCAGGCACCCCUGGGAUAUGUCCAUGGAGCACCUACUCUCAGCCAACAUCAAUAUUAUGAUUACAAUGGCGCAUUUACUGGCGCCUCUUCAUCUACCUUUCGGCCUAACAAGCGGCCCCGUAAUCUCACAGAAGAAGAAGCAGCUGCCAUCACUAGGAAUUUCAGUCGUGGAGACUUUUUCGUUGGCUCGAGCGCUCCUGUGCGCAUUGAUCCUCGUCUGCCAGUCAGGCUUACCUUAGGCGAGGGGGACCAUGUGCAUUUCAGUAUCACAGAAACUUUGACUUGAUCGAGCUAUCUGUUACUGGGAAAUUAAUCGGCUACUUCUUGCAUUCGUUUCCGCACUGUGUAUCAUUAUGAUCGUCACAACCACCUUCUGAGGAUUACUUGCGCGGUACCUCUCGCAAAUCUCGUGUACAUAAUAUAAUCUUGUCGAAGACAGCAAGAAUUAUCACACUCAAAAAA